Molecule: messenger RNA, 1020 nt
Organism: Fusarium odoratissimum NRRL 54006
Lineage: Eukaryota; Fungi; Ascomycota; Sordariomycetes; Hypocreales; Nectriaceae
Exons: 3
Coding region: 1-1020 (339 amino acids)
Molecular function (GO): zinc ion binding; oxidoreductase activity, acting on the CH-OH group of donors, NAD or NADP as acceptor
Source: RefSeq, a predicted model, not a curated record
AUGACCCCUACAGAACAUACCAUCUACCGCGCAGGCGAUGGCAACGGCGGUUUCUCUCCAUCCUCCGUCAAGCUGCCUGACCUUGGUCCUCAUGAAAUUCUCAUUCGUUUGACUCACAGUGGUGUGUGCCAUUCAGACAUCGUGCUCUGCCAAUUAGGAGCUCCUGUAGCUCUUGGCCACGAGGGAAUUGGCAUUGUCGAGUCAGUUGGCUCGCUGGUGACACAAUUCGAGAUCGGUGAUCGGGCAGGUGGUGGAUUUCACCGCGAUGCUUGCGGUCACUGCAAAUACUGUUUGUCUGGAAGGGAUAUCUAUUGCUACGAGCGUGUGAUAUUUGGCGAAGGAGACUUUGACAAUGGUACCUUUGGUACAUACUAUAUUGGCAAGGAGACAUAUCUCCACAAGAUUCCUGAUAGUCUUGCCAGUGAACAUGCUGCACCUCUUCAGUGCGCGGGCGCUACUGUGUACGCUGCUCUCAAGGCUACAGUGACAGCCGAGAAGCGCGUCGGCAUUCUCGGCAUCGGUGGCCUUGGCCAUCUCGCCAUUCAGUAUGCGGAUAAGAUGGGUGCCGAUGUUGUUGUUUACAGCACAAGCGCUAGCAAGGAGGAUGAGGCACGACAGCUAGGCGCCAAGCAGUUCCAUCUCAUUGAGAACAUGUUUGAUACGGCUACGGCGCCGAUUGACGUUCUUGUCAUUUGUGGAACCAAAUAUCCUGACUGGGAUAAGGUCAUGACUAAGGAGUUCCUCGCUAGAGAUGGAACCAUUGUCCCUCUUGCGGCCCCAGUCCACGGACCUCUGAGCUUACCUGCCGGAGCAAUGUUCUUCCAGGGAUAUCAUGUCUUUUCAAGCCUCGUUGGAUCGCGCAAUAUCCACGACGAGAUGCUUGAGUUCUCUGCACGUCAUGGUGUCAAGCCCAUGGUUCAGAUCUUUAAGCACGAGGGUGCGUCGACGAUCAAGGAGGUCUUUGAGUUGGUCGAGCAGAACAAGAUGAGAUAUAGGGCUGUUCUGGAGAUGCCUAAUUAG